AUGCAUGCAACUAUUCCUUCCCAACCUCGUUCAAAUACAUUGGGUGUUUUUGGCGAAGAUCUUGAUAUCAAACCAGAAAUCGACACUGGUCAAGUAUCUGAUUCUUGGUUUUCGUUUAAAAAGCUAUGGAAAUAUACAGGGCCUGCCUAUCUUGAUCCAGGAAACUUAGAGUCCGAUCUUCAAACAGGUGCUGUAGCUGGUUACGGUCUACUUUGGCUAUUAUUCUGGUCACAUGUGAUAGGCCUCUUUUUCCAAAUUCUUUCAGCUCGAUUAGGCACGAUUACAGGCAAGCACUUGGCACAGCUCAUUCGGCAAAGUUAUUCAAAGCCAUUGACUAUUACACUAUGGAUCUUUGUACAAAUCGCCAUCAUUGGUGCCGAUAUUCAAGAAAUUGUGGGUACAGCUGUUGCAUUACAUAUUUUAUUACGACUACCUUUGUGGACAGGCGUUUUACUGACAGCGACAGACACAGCUACGUUUAUGAUGAUUCAGCGAUACGGUAUUCGGAAAUUGGAGGCAUUUUUUAUGAUGUUAAUCAGUUUAAUGGCUGUUUGUUUCUGGCUUGAAAUGAUACAAUCCAAACCGAGCACCCUCAAUAUCGUAAAAGGCAUGCUGGUGCCUUAUGUACCCAAAAAUUCGGAGUUUCAAGCUGUUGCUAUGUUGGGAGCAGUUGUUAUGCCGCAUAAUAUGUUUUUACACAGUGCGCUUGUUAUGUCCCGCGAUUUAGGAAAACAACCCUCGACUCGCAAAUUGAAAGAAGCCAACUUUUAUUUCGGUAUUGAAUCAGGCUUAGCUUUGAUUGUUUCAUUUUUAGUCAAUUUGGCUAUCGUCGUUGUGUUUGCACAAGUUUUUUAUAAACCAAAUCAGACAGGCAACGUGCAACUUCCUGGUUUAGCAGAUGCAGAUGUCGUGCUAAGUGGUACACUAGGUUCAGCUGCACGAUAUCUAUGGGGCGCCGGUUUAUUGGCAGCGGGUCAAAGCUCGACGAUGACGGGUACAUUAGCAGGACAGUAUGUUACAGAAGGUUUCUUUGGGAAUAUUUUCAAAAAGGAUUGGCAUCGUGUUGCUGCUACACGUAGCAUUUCUUUAAUUCCUGGUAUGUUGGUAGCUGUAUUUUUCGUAGAUCAUUUCGACGCGAUGGGUGAACUACUCAAUGUUUUACAGAGUAUAUGCCUCCCUACCGUCUUGAUCCCAAUUAUCAAAAUAUCAACUUCAUCCCACAUUCUACCGAGAGAAUUCCGGCCUUCUUCGAUACUCCAAGUAACAUGCUGGAUUUUGACUGCAAUUGUCAUUGCAUUUGAUAUAUUUUUGGUCCUCCAACACGUUACUAGCUUAUCAUCAGCCUUAGGCAUCGGUAUCUGUGGUACUGCGUUUCUGCUAUUUUUAGUCUACCUUUGUUUCAAAUCUUUGGUACACACCAACAAUAGUAGUAGUGAUGGUGAUGAAUGGAUGGCAUUGAACGAAGAACAUGAAAAUAUUUUUGACGAUCCAGAGAUAUUGUUAGGUUCAACUGAUGUUGAAUCAGAAAGUCGCCUCCCUGAACACCAUGAUCACCAUACUUACAACUCUCAUAUCGAGAGGCAAAAUGCUAACCUUUUCCGCGAAAGUACAGAUGAUAUCCAUGCACGGUAG
Mycotypha africana is the source of this 1632-nucleotide messenger RNA. RefSeq names its product natural resistance-associated macrophage protein-domain-containing protein. The coding region runs from base 1 to 1632 and encodes 543 amino acids. Gene Ontology annotation, biological process: metal ion transport. Gene Ontology annotation, molecular function: cadmium ion transmembrane transporter activity; manganese ion transmembrane transporter activity. Gene Ontology annotation, cellular component: membrane. NCBI's taxonomy places the organism in Eukaryota, Fungi, Mucoromycota, Mucoromycetes, Mucorales, Mycotyphaceae. The record is from RefSeq and is a predicted model, not a curated record. The transcript has 6 exons.